Messenger RNA from Cadophora gregata, 1341 nucleotides. RefSeq names its product Aspartate aminotransferase, cytoplasmic (gene AAT2). Gene Ontology annotation, cellular component: cytosol. Gene Ontology annotation, biological process: L-aspartate biosynthetic process. Gene Ontology annotation, molecular function: L-aspartate:2-oxoglutarate transaminase activity; pyridoxal phosphate binding. NCBI's taxonomy places the organism in Eukaryota, Fungi, Ascomycota, Leotiomycetes, Helotiales, Ploettnerulaceae. The record is from RefSeq and is a predicted model, not a curated record. Bases 1 to 1341 code for a protein of 446 amino acids. The transcript is spliced from 2 exons.
AUGACUUCCAAAAACACCUCACAGUCAUUAAACCACUCUUCGUCCUCCUCCUCACCCCCGAACCAGAGAUUGCAGAGCAUCACCGGCCACAUGUCUUCCUUCACAUCCACCAGUUUCCCAGCAGAGGCUGUGCCUCAAGCUCCAGAGGACCCCCUCUUCGGGUUGAUGGCAGCUUACAGAGCUGACACCUUCGACAAGAAAGUUGAUCUUGGAAUUGGCGCCUAUAGAGACGACGAUGCUAAGCCAUGGGUUCUACCAGUUGUCAAGAAGGCAGAUGAGCUCCUCCGAAAUGACCCCGCCUUGAAUCACGAAUACCUUCCCAUUGCUGGUCUUGCAACCUUCACAACUGCCGCUGCAAAGCUUAUUCUGGGCUCCAACUCUCCAGCUCUCGCAGAUAAGCGCACUUGCUCCGUACAAACCAUUUCUGGCACAGGAGCUGUCCAUCUUGGAGCUCUCUUCCUCAAACGCUUCUACCCAGGCAACCCCACCGUCUACUUCAGCAAUCCCACCUGGGCCAACCACAAUCAGAUCUUCUCCAAUGUCGCCCUUCCAAUCGCAACUUACCCCUACUUCUCGAAAGAAACCAAAGGUCUCGACUUUUCUGGCAUGAAAAAGGCGAUUGGUGACGCUCCAAAUAACAGCAUCAUUCUCCUCCACGCCUGUGCACACAACCCCACCGGUGUAGACCCUACAAAAGAGCAAUGGAAAGAAUUGGCAGUCCUAUUGAAGGAGAAGUCGCACUUCCCAUUCUUCGAUUGCGCAUACCAAGGUUUCGCAUCCGGUGAUCUGGCAAAGGAUGCCUGGGCUGUCCACCACUUCAUUGAGCAAGGCUUCGAGCUCUGUAUUGCACAAUCCUUCGCCAAGAACUUCGGAUUGUAUGGUGAGCGUGCGGGAUGCUUCCACUUCGUCACUGGACCAGGAGCAGACGCACAAAAGACAAUCGGCAGAAUCUCGUCACAGUUAGCUAUCCUGCAAAGAUCCGAGAUCUCAAAUCCUCCAGCAUAUGGCGCGCGAAUUGCCAGUCUGGUGCUGAACGAUGAGGCGCUGUUCAAAGAGUGGGAAGAGAACUUACGCACAAUGGCUGGUAGAAUCAUUACCAUGCGUAAGGCUUUGAGGGAGAAGCUUGAGGAGAUGAAGACCCCUGGCACAUGGAACCACAUCACAGAUCAGAUCGGCAUGUUCUCUUUCACAGGAUUGAGCGAGAAGCAGGUCUUGACCUUGAGAGAUGUGGCACAUGUCUACAUGACGAAGAACGGACGUAUCAGUAUGGCUGGACUGAACACCAAGAAUAUCGACUACUUUGCGAAAGCUGUUGAUAAGGUGGUUCGGGAGACGCAGUAG